Odontomachus brunneus is the source of this 3646-nucleotide messenger RNA. RefSeq names its product transcription termination factor 2 (gene lds). The coding region runs from base 136 to 3111 and encodes 991 amino acids. Lineage: Eukaryota; Metazoa; Arthropoda; Insecta; Hymenoptera; Formicidae. The transcript is spliced from 12 exons. Gene Ontology annotation, molecular function: ATP-dependent chromatin remodeler activity; ATP binding. The record is from RefSeq and is a predicted model, not a curated record.
UUUGAAAUUUCAGUUGGCCAUGACGCGGUCAACGUGCACAAGUUUCUGUACGAGUCGUCUGAAUCAAAAGUAAACUUGACAGAGUAGAGUGAGCUUGUGUUAAUUAUUUGUUGAUAUAUUCGAGCGAAAGUGAACAUGAGUGAUAGUUUUGUACAAUGGCGGGACUCGCUACGACUCGACAGCGAAUCCUUUGUUAUCUCGGACAGCGAGGACGACGACAUCGUCCAGAGUUCCCUCAAACAACGUUUCUUGAUCGACGAGAGCCACGAGGAUGAUGUCGAUGAGUCGUAUAAUACAACGCCAACAAAAAGUCAAUCCUCGGAAGAUACACCAGUUGGUUUCAGGAAAAACAUCAAAAAGCUUCUUGGAAAGAAAAAGAUUGUAAUUUCAGAUGACAGCACAAGUGAUGAAACUGAAAGUAAUGAGGAUUAUAAGACAUCUCAUGAUGACAGUGAUAUUUCAGAUGAAGAUUAUAUUGGAGAUAAAGAUUACGACUCAUCAGUUUCAUAUUCACCACAUCAAAGCAAAGGUAAAAAGCGGAAAGAUGUUACUCAUGACAAUACCAGAGAAGACAUAAAAGAAUUAAAGCCCAACAGUUCCAACGAAUCUUUUGGAAAAAUUAUGUCCUUACAUGACCAUGAUACAUACACAAAAAAUACAACUAAACUUGAGACAUUGGAUCUGACAGAUAAAGUAUCUAAUAAUCUACCUACUUUUAAUCUUGAUUCAGAUUCUUGUUCCGGAGAAAGUGGAUCUGAAUUAGCAAUAUCUUUGGCAAAGAAAGAGAUCGGUGUUGGAAAUGUUAAUCCGAUAGUAGCACAAAAAAGGGCAAUGCUUACUUGCAAAUUGCACUUAUUGCAAGAUAAAUUGGCAGCGGCAAAACUGAUACUCAAUGAUGGUAAGAUUGAGGUAUUAGAAGAUAAAGGGGAAAAGUUGCGCGAGAGUGUACAGAAAUACGAACAGGAAAUCAAGCUAUUAAAACUCAAAUUGGAAAACACACCUCUAGUGCAAAAUUUUGAUACUAAGAAAACUGUUGCAAAGAAUGAGCCAUAUUACUCAGAAGAGAAAUCAAUGUUUGUUAAAGAUGAGUCAAGUUCUGAUCAAACAGAUUAUUCGUAUUUCGAUAUUGAUAAUAUACCGAUGAAGCCUACUACAUCUCCAGAAGUAAAAGAACUGGGUAAGAAGGCCCAAGAGACGAGGGAUAAAGAGCUCGCUUUAACAGUUGAACGAUUAAAAGAUUUACAUGGAUCUCUUGUGGCUCGACCAUCGGAGGAUGAGGUAGCCGAUGAUCCAAAGGGACUGAAAGUACCAUUAAUGUCACAUCAAAAGCAUGCUCUCGCAUGGCUACUGUGGAGGGAACAGCAAAGACCGUCUGGCGGUGUUUUAGCUGAUGACAUGGGCUUGGGCAAAACAUUAACAAUGAUAUCUUUGAUCAUGGCUACUCUUGGUAAUGAGGAUUCUAUGGUUGGUAACGAUGAAAGCGAUGACAGUGAUGACGGGUGGAACAAAAAGAAGCCUUUACGUCACGCGGGUGGCACCCUCGUAGUAUGCCCAGCGUCUUUACUGUCGCAAUGGGAAAAAGAAGUGCUGGACAAAUGCAAACAAGGUUCAUUGUCUGUCCAAAUUUAUCACGGUAGCAAUCGAGAGAAUGUACCUACCCGCUUGGCGAAGAACGAUAUCGUUAUCACGACGUACAACAUAGUGGCUCGAGAAUAUAAAAGCGGCUCAACUUUAUUUAAGAUUCACUGGAAAAGAGCAAUACUUGAUGAAGCUCACAUAGUGAGAAAUCAUAAAAAUCAAGCAGCCAUAGGAGUUUGCGGGCUUACAGCGGAUAAACGGUGGGCACUUACUGGCACACCCAUACAAAAUAAGGAAAUGGACUUGUAUUCUAUUUUGAAAUUUCUAAAGUGUACGCCUUUCGAUGAUAUACGCGUGUGGAAGCGAUGGGUGGAUAACAAGAACGCUGCCGGCCAUGAAAGAUUGGCGACCGUCAUGAAAACGAUAAUGUUGCGGCGGACCAAGCAAGAACUGCAGUCGCAAGGUCGUUUAGAAAGUUUACCCGAAAAGUAUAUGGAGGAAAUGAUGGUAAAACUUGACUCGCAGGAGCAACUGGUAUACGAAAAAAUUUUAGUUUACUCUCGUACUCUCUUUGCACAAUUCUUGGCUCAACGUGCAGAUAAAGAGCACAUGUUCGAUCUACACAGUGGAAAAUAUAACAAGCCAACUUUCUUUUUAAAUCCGAAUAAGGAGACGCAAUUUACAAAAGCUCAAAAGAAACUGUUGGCAAUGCACGCUGAUGUAAAAACGCACGAAAUUUUGGUGCUACUUCUAAGAUUACGUCAGGUGUGCUGUCACCCAGCACUGGUUCACGCAAUGCUCGAUCAGGAGGAAAUGCAAGUGAGCGGGAUUAUGGACGCGGAAGAUAUGAAUCCUAAGUUUUUAUCGCGGUUAAGUAACAUAUCAUUACAUGGAAUCGAUAGCAAUGAGAAUUCUGAAGAGGAAAACGAAGAUAUCGGCAUUGAUCGUAGAAUAUUACAGAAUGUACUUACUUCGGAGAAUCCAGUAUUCGACGACAAUCGCGUUAGUUCUAAAAUGAAAGCUCUACUUGACAUGGUAGAGAAAAUUUUACAAACGACGAACGACAAAGUUAUUAUUGUCUCACAAUGGGCUACUCUCCUUGAUAUUAUAGCAUCGCAUUUGGAAUUUAUAGAAAACGCUACAUUUGCCAAGUUCACGGGAAAGGUCGCCAUUAAAGAUCGACCGACUAUAGUGGAUUCCUUCAAUAAACCGAAUUCUGACCCAAGGAUUUUACUGCUGUCACUUACCGCUGGAGGUGUAGGAUUGAACUUGGUGGGUGGGAAUCACUUGUUAUUGUUCGACAUUCAUUGGAAUCCGCAGUUAGAAACGCAGGCGCAAGAUCGAAUUUACCGUUUUGGUCAAAAGAAAGAUGUAUACGUGUACAAAUUUAUUUGCAGUAAUACAAUAGAAGAGCGGAUAAAAGUAUUGCAAGAGCGUAAACUUGCUAUCGCGCAUAAUGUACUGAGCGGCGAGAGAAACAAAGAGAUCGCAAAGCUCACGCUCAAUGAUCUCAAGUCGCUAUUUGGCCUUUAAUGUGUAUCUUACGACGAACAGAGCAUAAUAUAAAAAUCUAUUCUUUUUUAAUAUAUGACAUAUAUAGAUAGAUACAUUUUUAUUAAAUUCCGUAUAUAUUCCAACAUAUAAAAUAUUAUUCAUUUUAUUUAAACGUACAAAACAUUUUUACUAUAUAAUUAGUUUAUAUCGCACGAUGUAUAUUUAUUUAUUUUACUAUAUAACAGAGAUAUAUUUUUGUAAUUUUAAUUCCAUAUGAGUAAUUGCAUUCUUUUCUUUUUAAAAUACGAAUAGAUUUAUCUGACUUUGAUGAUUAAUGCAAGCUAGUACGUAGGUUUUAUCUUUAAUAUGUAAGAUUGUUAAAGUUCCACGUAUAUUGUAGCGCAUAUUAUAGUUAAUGUUGGAUUAAAUAUAAAACGGAAUAAAUUUAAAUAAUACUUGGUUUACACAGUAUCGUAGAUGACCUAAUACUUAUUUAAACAUUAUAUAAUUUUAUUUCUUAAACUUAUACUAGUCAAUAUUACAUUCUAAUUAAUAAAUUAAGUUUAUAACGAAA